Messenger RNA from Colletotrichum karsti, 543 nucleotides. RefSeq names its product putative GNAT family N-acetyltransferase. The transcript has 2 exons. The coding region runs from base 1 to 543 and encodes 180 amino acids. NCBI's taxonomy places the organism in Eukaryota, Fungi, Ascomycota, Sordariomycetes, Glomerellales, Glomerellaceae. Gene Ontology annotation, molecular function: acyltransferase activity, transferring groups other than amino-acyl groups. The record is from RefSeq and is a predicted model, not a curated record.
AUGCCGAACCAGAUGCCCACGAAGCAGUGGUACAAGGACGACUACCUCAUAUCCACCGACCGGUCCCUCCUCCAGCUGAAUGCCAUCAAUGACGCGUUUGACACGGAGUUGUUAUGGUGGGCGAAGCGGGUGCCCGAUGAUGUGCUACGGAGGAUGAUUGACAACUCGCUAUGUUUUGGCGUCUACAAGCUUCCCAAGUCUACCGCUGAGAUCGCAGGGAAGAAAGGCCCAGAGCUGGUCGGUCUCGCGAGGCUGGUGACCGACUUCGUCUCCCUCGCGUAUCUGGCGGACGUGUACGUGCUGCAGGCCCAUCAGGGCAAGGGCCUCGCGCCGUGGUUGAUGGAGUGCUUGAACGAGGUCCUAGACGAGUGGCCGGACCUGCGGCGAUUUCUCCUCUUGACGUCGUCGCCGCAGGCUAGCAAGUUGUACGAGAAGACUCUCGGGACCACGGAGUGGGGCAAGUCGUACGACGGGAAGCUGUUCUUGCUUGAGAAGCGCGGGCCCGCAAUGCCGGAUGGGCCGUCGGAUUAUGAGGACGAUUGA